Bolinopsis microptera is the source of this 1475-nucleotide messenger RNA. RefSeq lists its product as uncharacterized. NCBI's taxonomy places the organism in Eukaryota, Metazoa, Ctenophora, Tentaculata, Lobata, Bolinopsidae. The record is from RefSeq and is a predicted model, not a curated record. The transcript has 7 exons. Bases 15 to 914 code for a protein of 299 amino acids.
CUAGUUUGCAGAAUAUGUCGACACAGAAGAUAACAGGGGCAGCGAGCAAAAUUUACAAAAGAGUGAUGAUGGUACCACCGCAACACUUCGACGUCAUACAUAAAAAUCUGAACGCUCAUAUGAGUUGUUCAAAGCCAGUUAACAAAGUAAAGGCUGUGUCGCAAUGGCAAGCUCUUAGAGAAACUUUUAACAAUCUUGGACUUCACACAGAUAUCUGUCCUGCAGCUCCAGGGGAAGUUGACAUGGUAUUUGCUGCCAACUCAGCGAUAGUGCUGAACAACAAAGCUCUGAUAGCGAAGAUGGCAGUGGAGCCACGAAGGACAGAAUCUGCGCACUUCGCUAACUGGUUUAGAAACCAGGGGUUCGAAGUGGAGGAACUUGAGAAGAUCGGUAAACCGUACAUGUUCUGCGAGGGUAACGCGGAGUUUAGCCCCACUCAUGAUCUGUCAAGGUAUUUCUUUGGUUGGGGACAGAGAACUGCCGAGAGUUCUUAUGAGCUUGUCUUGGACUUUUUCUCUUUGGACAAGAAGGACGCAUUUAAAGUUAGACUGAUUGACGAGAGAUUCUAUCACCUGGAUGUUAGCAUGGCACCACUGUCUCUAGGACAUGUUAUGCUCUACCCGGGAGCAUUUGACGAAGCAUCCCUGAAGAACGUAUAUGACGCUCUAGGUAGUAGAGAUAAAGUGAUCGAGCUAACUUUGGAGGAGGGUCUCCAGUUUUCCUGCAACUGUGUAUCCUUUAUCAGCAACGACCUGGAAGCAGUUGUAGUUGCUCCACAUUUCAGUGACAGACUCGGAAAUGUUUUACAAGACCUAGGGUACAAAUGUGUACAAAUAGAUUACGAUCAGUUUCUGCUCAGUGGAGGUGCAGUGAGAUGCUGUGUGGUUGACAUCGCUCAGACAAGAGAUGUGUAAAUCAUAAAACACCUGGAGUAGCUUUACAAGGACGCUUGUGACGGAUGAAACGAAUCCAGGGAAGUUGUUUGAGUAUUUAACACCAUACCACCAAACAUCUCAUCAUGUCAUGAAGAGUGAAGAGCAGGAGACCAUUGCUUGUUAGUGAACAUUGGUUAGAGAAAAUAACGAACACAUAUCAUAUAUAUAAAUAAUAUCAUACAUUAUAUACUACAACCAUACUUCAUAACAUUCUAAGUUCUUAUGUACAUGUUCAUGAGUCGCUUUAGAUGGCUUGAACUGAAUCUUUGGAUUUUGAGUUCUUUUUGGCUAUAAAGCGAUGUAUGAAUUUCUAGUUAUUAUUAUUAUUAUUAUAUUGAAUCUAAGUAUCAUAUUAUCAGUAAAUAUCAGAUAUAUAAAUUCAGUAUAGGGGCAUAUAUUUUUAGUAUAGGGGCAUUAUUAUCAACAGUUACAUUGUUUAUUAAUUAUUUCAUAUGUUUAUUUCAAUUUGACAGAUUUUAAUAAUUUUAUCAUGAAUAUUUUUGAUUUAAAACAAAAGAAUUUGUUUCAAUUUCGCCAUUG